GUGGUACGGUGCGGCUGCCCCGAAACGAAACGAAACGGGAACUCUCAUUCGGCGGACCAGCGCUUUACGGAACGGAUGUGUGCGUGAUCAGAGAUCGGAUCAGAUCAGAUCAGAUCAAAUCAGUGCGGUGGACGCGGCAUACAUAUACGGAUAAUCAGUUCGCACUUGGCCGGAAGAAGGUGGCAAUUGAGACAACUCAACGCUUUCUGCCAGGCGAAAUAGAAAAAGAAAACAAAUAAAAGAAGUUCAAGUCAAUCAAUCAGCCAAAAACAAAAAAAAAUAGAAGAGCAAAUUUUCGCCAGUCAACGCGAUCGGGCCAUAAAAACAUUCGAGCCAAGAAAAAAAAAGGAAUUGAUUUUCCUCUUUCGAAUUCGAUCUCGAUCGCUCGUUUCUGAUUGACAACUGCUAAAGGUUGCGGUGAUUUUUCACACCCAUCCAUCGAGGAUAGAGCGCUUUUUUUUGCAGUGCACAGUGAGUGAGUGAGUGAGAUUGUGUGGGUGCAAUAAUCAAAUUUGACAACUGCGCGAAAAACGUUUGAGAUCAAAACACCGCAGCGCAAAACAAAUCAAAUCGGAAUAAAUGGGCCAAGAAUUCAGUGCGAUUUCCUUUUUUUUACUGUGAGCCCCAGCCAUACACAUAUACCCCACAUAUAAAUCCAGCCGUUCCGAUCCGCGAUGACGCACUUGAUGGGGCCCACGGAGUGCGCCAGCGCCAUGAUGACCACCUCGAUGCAGUUCCUGGACACCAGCCUGCCGGACUACAACUGCUAUGCCAACGACUACUGGACCUCGCCCUACAUGACCGGCGGGCUCAGUCCCAUGAAGCAGAUCGAAGCCUGCAUCCAAACAGCUGGCAAGGAUCGUUCGUACAAGCCGCUGGAGCAGAUCGAUGCCAAGUUGGCCGACAUCGAGACGCACAGUACGGGCAGCACUGGCACCGCGAACAGCAGCAGCAGCAGCCUCUCCAGCGGCAAUCCCAUCUCCAAUCCCAGUUGCCAGGAGCAGUCCUCGUCCCUCCUGCCCUCUGAUUAUCCCGUCGGCAACAGUGAAGCCUCGACGGCAGGAACAUCCGCCGGCACGGCAGCCACAUCGACGGCAGCGGGCGGAGGAAGUGCAUCCACAGGAUCCAAGAAGUUCAAGGGGCAACACAAAAAAGACAACAGUGCGGACAAUAAUACAGUGAAAGCCAACACUAAUAACAUCAGCAAAGGGGAAUCGGAGCCAGUGCAUCCAUCGCUCGCCCAGGCCAUCGUGGUGCUGGAAACGAAGGCGCUGUGGGAUCAGUUCCACGCCCAGGGCACCGAGAUGAUCAUCACCAAGACGGGCCGUCGGAUGUUUCCCACCUUCCAGGUGAGGAUCGGCGGCCUUGAUCCGCACGCCACCUACAUCUGUAUGCUCGAUUUCGUGCCCGUGGAUGACAAGCGUUAUCGCUACGCCUUCCACAACUCCUGCUGGGUGGUGGCUGGCAAGGCGGAUCCCAUCUCCCCGCCCAGGAUCCAUGUGCAUCCAGACUCACCUGCCGCCGGUUCCAAUUGGAUGAAGCAGAUCGUUUCCUUCGACAAGCUGAAGCUCACCAAUAACCAGCUGGACGAAAAUGGUCAUAUCAUUCUGAACUCAAUGCAUCGCUAUCAACCAAGAUUCCAUUUGGUGUACUUGCCACCGAAGAAUGCGUCCUUGGAUGAGAACGAUCACUCCCGUCACUUCCGCACUUUCAUCUUUCCAGAGACGAGCUUUACGGCCGUGACUGCCUACCAGAAUCAGCGGGUGACACAGCUGAAGAUCUCCAGCAAUCCAUUCGCCAAAGGCUUUCGGGAUGAUGGCACCAAUGAUGUAACCUCUGGCGGUGGCAGCAGCAUGUCCUCCAUGAGUCACGAAAGUCAGGCUCGCAUGAAGCAACAGCAGCAGCAACAGCAACUGCAGCAGCAGCAGCAGCAACAACAGCAGCUGCAACUCAAGGAGCGAACGGCGGCAACUAGCAACUUCAGCCUGAGUUGCAGCGACUUGGGCGUGGAGCAGCAACAGCAGCAACAGGGAGUCCUGCAACUGCCGGCCACGCCCUCCAGCAGCUCCACCUCCGGCAAUUCGCCCGAUCUGCUGGGCUACCAGAUGGAACAGCAACUGCAACAGCAGCAGCAGCAGCAACAGCAACACCAGCAGCAGCAACACCAGCCCCAGCAGACACAUCUCCACCAGCAACAUCAGGCCAACCAGCAGCAAUCGCUGCUCCAACAGAGCCAAAAUCAGACCCAUUACGGAAACUAUCACCAUGCCUAUCAGGCACAGCCCCAGCCGCAUCCCCUCACCCCCCACUCGACCAGUUCCGCAUCUCCGCCAGCAACUGCCGCGGGAGCAAGUGCAUCGGCAACGGCAGCCGGCACAGGAGCAACAUCAGCAGGCACGGGAGCAACACAAGUGAUGGCCGCCGCCAAUAUUUACUCGAGCAUUGGGCAGCCCUAUGCCCAGGAACAGAGCAACUUUGGCGCCAUUUACCAUCAUAAUGCGGCUGCUGCCGCUGCCGCCCACUAUCACCAUGGCCACGCCCAUGCCCACGGACACGCCCACAGCCACGCCCACGGCCCAUAUGCCAGCGCCUACGACAAGCUGAAGGUGUCGCGUCACGCGGCCGCUGCCGCCUACGGCAUGGGCGCCACCUAUCCAAGUUUCUAUGGUUCGGCGGCCCACCACCAGAUGAUGCGGCCCAAUAGCUAUAUAGACCUCGUGCCACGCUAAAGAGGAUCUGGGGUGAAUCUAUAAACGCUAGAAAUCGGGUUCAUAAGUCCCCUAGCGAUUUCAACUUAAAUAUUCUAAGAAAUAACCUUAAACUUGCCUGUAAAAAUUAUUUAAUACUCUACAUUAAGAUUACUUCGUCAAUAUUUAAAAGCACAAAAUAUUCCUGCCAAAACUUUCUGAAGCCAAAAUAUAUUUCUAAAAUCAAGAAUUUUUAUCCGGAAAUUU
Molecule: messenger RNA, 2954 nt
Organism: Drosophila suzukii
Lineage: Eukaryota; Metazoa; Arthropoda; Insecta; Diptera; Drosophilidae
Gene: org-1
Product: T-box transcription factor 1
Biological process (GO): regulation of transcription by RNA polymerase II; positive regulation of DNA-templated transcription; cell fate specification
Cellular component (GO): nucleus
Molecular function (GO): RNA polymerase II cis-regulatory region sequence-specific DNA binding; DNA-binding transcription factor activity, RNA polymerase II-specific
Source: RefSeq, a predicted model, not a curated record